Penicillium hordei is the source of this 1056-nucleotide messenger RNA. RefSeq lists its product as uncharacterized. Bases 1 to 1056 code for a protein of 351 amino acids. NCBI's taxonomy places the organism in Eukaryota, Fungi, Ascomycota, Eurotiomycetes, Eurotiales, Aspergillaceae. The transcript is spliced from 4 exons. The record is from RefSeq and is a predicted model, not a curated record.
AUGUCUUCCCCAAAGUGUUACAAGAUGAACCCUGCCAACGUGGAGGUAAACCUUAGACUGGACGAAGACAGGGUCGCUCACAUCGAGAUCAAACUUGCCCUUCCCCCCGUGCCACCCUCAGCGGAAAACUACUCUGACAAAGACCUUGCCGCUGCAUCCAGCUCUACUGGGGUGAAGCGCAAGCGUGACACUACCCCAGAACGCGAGCAGGCAAGUCCAGCUACCGACGCCAUUGACUCGGACUCCUGGUCUACUGUUGACGAGUCUCCUCUGCCUCGGCUUGGAAGUGAGGAAGUUGAUGACAAGCGUCAGACUCCUCGCGGUGCAAUGGCUCCCCUGGAUCCCCUGGAGCUACCUGACCUCCCACCCAUUACCACCCCCAACUCACGUGUUUGGGAAUCUCAUCGUCCUUCGAAUUUGGACUUCACCAUUUACGAAGACCCCAAGGACCAGGAGACCCCCAACGUCAGCCCUUUGCAGAAGGGCUUCCACGGUAUCGAAGAGGAUAAAGAGAACAUCUUCCUCACUAGCUCCGACUAUGCUAACUCUGAUGAAGAAGAGGAAGACACUCGACCCAACCUCGCUGGACGUGAAGCUUCUAUCGGCCUUCUUGAUGCCUUCGGUCUGCCCCUCAAUCGUGAAAUGUCUGAUUUCGUCCGACCUACCACCAACCCAAUCCACGAGCGUCACAUGCGCCGCGGUCGAGAGGUCCUUCGAACCAUCUGGGUUGAUGCGCCACGAGUUCCCGAGGAGAAUAAUGGUCGGCUGCGUAAUGACACUGUGACUGACACCCGGGUUCAGGAGGUUGAGCAAAUUGAAGAGAGCAUCCGACGAGGACGAACUAGACUCCGCUCUGAUCGUCAGCCUGCUUUUCGUGAGAAUGCCCCGUUCCAGGAUCCGGCCAACUUUGACAAUGUUCGCCGCGUCCUUGAUUUCCAGCAGCCCGAGGCUAGUCGCCCUGCCACUCCCGAGCUAAACGAGGGUCAUCGCUCUGUCAUCCCCGAGGAAAUCGAGGAGCCCCUGCAGCACCAGCCGGAGCAGGACCGGGGUCAGUAA